Molecule: messenger RNA, 1566 nt
Organism: Dovyalis caffra
Lineage: Eukaryota; Viridiplantae; Streptophyta; Magnoliopsida; Malpighiales; Salicaceae
Source: the annotation of a GenBank genome assembly
AUGGUCUCUGUGCUUGAACGUUGUCAAGUUUCUCCACCACCUGGUACUACCUCUGACAAAACACUCCCUCUCACCUUUUUUGAUCUUCGUAUGGUUCAUUAUUCACCCAAACAUCUCUUCUUCUAUGAAAAUACCAAUAUUUCCAAGAGCCAUUUUAUUGAGUCCAUCUUUCCAAGCCUUAAACAUUCACUUUCCAUCACCCUCAAAUACUUCUACCCAUUUGCUGGGAACUUAGUAUUUCCUCCAAAUUCUGCUAAGCCUGAAAUUCGUUAUUUAGAAGGUGAUUCUGCCUCAUUAAUCUUCGCAGAGUCGAGCAGUGAUUUUAAUCAUCUUACUGGAAAACAAACACGAGAUGCCACAGAAUAUCUCCCCUUUCUCCCUCAACUUCCACCAGAGACCAUGUCACAUGGUACACGAGUAGUUCCUAUUUUGGCUUUACAAGUAACCGUCUUUCCAAAUUCAGGCAUUUGUGUGGGAAUCCAUGUCCGCCAUGCGGUCGGUGAUGGCAAUUCUUUCCUCACAGUAUUCUUUAAAACGUGGGCAUCAAUUACAAAAGGAGGAGGAGAUGCAGCAUGUUUGAGUGGUGAAUUGGUGCCAUGGUACGAUAGGACUCGGCUCAGGGACCCUGAAGGGCUUGAACUCGAGAACAUUGUGUGGAAUUAUGUCAAGCAACAAAGAUCAGAACCUGAUCAUCAGUUGCCUACCGAUAUUAAUGCUAGAGCCAGAUUUGUAAUAAGUCAUGCCACUGCUCAACAGCUCAAGAAGCUAGUGUUAGCCCGAUACCCCUCUAUAUCAUAUGUAUCAACUUUCACUGUUGUAUGUGGAUAUGUAUGGUCUUGCUUGGCAAAGGCUAGAGCAGCAUGUGGUAAAGAUGAUGAUGAUGAAGUGGGACGUUUCCUUUGUGAAAUAGAUUGUAGAACUCGAUUGGACCCGCCUUUUUCUACAACUUAUAUUGGCAACUGUGUGGCGCCUUCCAUAGCUUGUGCUAAGAUGGCCCAGUUGAAGGGAAGAGAUGGUUUUGUGAUUGCAGCUAAAAGCAUAGGAGAUACUCUUCAUAAAAACCUGCACCAAGCAGGAGGAGUAUUGAAAGGUGUUAAGAAUUGGGUGCCAGGGUGGGAAGCAGCUCGCGAAGGUUGGUUUUUGGGAAGUAAUGGAUCGCCCAAGUUUAAGAUGUGUAGUUUUGAUUUUGGGUGGGGAAGACCUAAAACGAAUGAAGACCUUUGCAUUGAUGAAUUCGAAGGAAUUGCACUAUAUGAUGGUCAAAACGAGGGGGAGACUGAAAUUGUCGUAGCAAAUCUCAAGCCUAUAGUGGAUGCUUUUUCAUCCAUUUUCAGCACUGGCCUUCAAACUUUAAAUGAUCAAGUUAAAAAAAUUGGAGCAAACCACUACGCGAGGAAGAGGAGAGAACGACAGUUGAGUAAGAAGAAGAUUAGGAAAAAGAAAAGAGAGCGGCAGUUGAGGGAGAAGAAGUAUAGGAAAGCAAGUUGCAGCUUUAUUCUGGCCACAAUUCCAGUGGCUAGGAAUCAAGAGAGAGCAUUUAACGGAGGAAGAAAGGAAGCCAAAUGA